Colias croceus (clouded yellow) is the source of this 579-nucleotide messenger RNA. It is a transcript of the gene Or-14, whose product is annotated as odorant receptor 13a-like. Gene Ontology annotation, molecular function: odorant binding; olfactory receptor activity. Gene Ontology annotation, biological process: detection of chemical stimulus involved in sensory perception of smell; sensory perception of smell. The record is from RefSeq and is a predicted model, not a curated record. Lineage: Eukaryota; Metazoa; Arthropoda; Insecta; Lepidoptera; Pieridae. The transcript is spliced from 5 exons. Gene Ontology annotation, cellular component: plasma membrane. The coding region runs from base 1 to 579 and encodes 192 amino acids.
AUGAUACACGAUUUACAGAAACCGUAUGGUGACCCAGAAGAUAGGUUCAACUCUCCGUACUUUGAAAUCAUGUUUGUGUACAUGUUCUACUGCGCUAUUCUAUAUGUUAUUAAUUUUACGGGGUAUGAUGGUUUCUUUGGCUUGAGUAUUAAUCAUGCUUGUUUGAAAAUGGAGUUGUAUUGCAAGGCUUUUGAGGAUGCGUUGAGAGCGAAGAGUUAUGAGGAGAUGCAUGCCAAAAUUGUUGGUGUUAUUAGGGAGCAGAAUCGACUUUUCAAAUAUGUAGAACUCAUACAAGAAACCUUCAACAUUUGGUUGGGUAUAAUUCUCAUUGCCACCAUGAUACAAAUAUGCAACUGUAUGUAUCAUAUUACUGAGUCAUUAGAAACAGCUACACUAAUAUACUGCGCAAACUGGGAGCGAGUCAGCAUUAUGUCGAUUCGAAAAAUGGUACUUUUCAUGAUAGCCCGAGCGCAGAUACCACUCGAAAUAACAGCGUUUAACAAACUAAUAUUCGACAUGGAUCUCUUUGUAUCCAUUCUGCAAACUUCAUAUUCAAUGUACACUUUAUUACGUUCAUAA